Messenger RNA from Gasterosteus aculeatus aculeatus (three-spined stickleback), 1149 nucleotides. RefSeq names its product translin (gene tsn). Gene Ontology annotation, biological process: RNA metabolic process. The record is from RefSeq and is a predicted model, not a curated record. Lineage: Eukaryota; Metazoa; Chordata; Actinopteri; Perciformes; Gasterosteidae. Gene Ontology annotation, molecular function: sequence-specific DNA binding; RNA binding; single-stranded DNA binding.
CUUCUGUUGCACGUUGAUGUUUUUUUGUGUACUAGCUUAACCCACUAGUUUGGCUCACUAGCUUAACCCACUAGUUUAGCUCACUAGCUUAACCCACUAGUUUGGCUCACUAGCUAGUCCGCUGGCCCGACCUGACCGACAGCAGCGAUGUCCGUCACCGAGAUGUUCAGCUACAUUCAGGGCUCCCUGAGCGCCGACCAGGACGUCCGAGAGGAGAUCCGUAAGGUGGUCCAGACGUUGGAGCAGGCUGCCAGGGAAAUCCUAACAGUCCUGCAAAGUGUCCACCAGCCGUCCGGAUUCAAAGAAAUUCCCAGUAAAUGUGCCAAAGCGCGGGAGUUGUUCUGCACGGUCAGGACUCAGCUGGGCGAGCUGAAGACAAAGUUCCCUGUGGAGCAGUACUACAGGUUCCACGAGCACUGGCGCUUCGUCCUGCAGCGUCUGGCGUUCCUCGCCGCCUUCGUCGUGUACCUGGAGACGGAGACGCUGGUGGUCCGGGAGGAAGUGGCCAAGAUACUCGGCAUCCAGGUGGUGAGGGAGAAAGGCUUCCACCUGGACGUGGAGGACUACCUGGCAGGUGUGCUCAUCAUGGCCAGUGAGCUGUCCCGGUUGGCGGUGAACAGCGUGACGGCGGGCGACUACACGCGACCGCUCCGCAUCUCCAACUUCAUCAACGAGCUGGACUCGGGCUUCCGGCUGCUGAACCUGAAGAACGACCCGCUGAGGAAGCGGUACGACGGCCUCAAGUACGACGUGAAGAAGAUCGAGGAGGUGGUGUACGACCUGUCCAUCCGCGGCCUGGCCAAGGACGCGGGGGACAAGUAGCGGCAUCGGGCCCCCGGGGCCGGCCGGGUGCGUGAAUGUAGGAGGGGUGUGGGCGGGACCUGAGGUCCAGUUUGUUCUCAUUGUUUUUUUUAUGCGGAGCUGAUUCUGGAUCAGUUGGUUAGAUCUCGUUACUUUGAUGUUAAAUCUGAGAACUUUUUCUCUGUCUGUUUAAUCACCAAAGAAAAGGAACUGUUUUGGCACCGGGGGAGUUUUUUUUCUGUGGAUUCAGAUUCAUUACUUCUAGUUGUUAACAAACCCAGGAGCCUUGUGAGGGAACAUCAUACCGUUACAUGUGGAUUCCAAUAAACACGUUUUACACCAUUCCAA